GACCUAUAGAUACAUGGGCCCACAGAACAUUGAUUGCUCUACACUGGCUCUUCAACCACACCACCUCUUUGCCUAAAUGCUGUGACCAUCUUUGCCAUGAGGGAGAUAUAGUUUGGCUGGUGUAGUGUGCCUUCAUUAUAUAUUGGAGAUGUGCAUGUAGUAUUGGCCCCAGGCUGUAGUGCUGUACAAACACAUUACAAGUAGAAUCAAUUGUACGGUUCCAUGUGUGCAGCAUCCCUGCUACAAUUUGCUGCACGGGGGCCGUAAUCAACUUUGCAGUUUUUCGGAGACAGACAUUAUAGAAAGCCCCAGUGGUACAUACAGCUGUGGUGGGAAGGGUGCUGUUACCAGUGAUCUGUAGGAAUGUUUACAGAUGUUAAAUGUCCCGGUGUCUGUCAGCUGGCGCGCCACUGACUCCUGUGGUAACGGAACCCCCAACCAUCCAGUUACUGUUUACUCCUGGCACCAUUGUUAUUUUAUAGCUUAAACACACAAAUCUCUUGACAACUCAUUGAAAGGUAGACGGAGGAACCCCUGUGCCUAGUGAACCUAAACUUUCACUUAAACACUGGUGUAUGAAGUUUCUCAAGAUUGUACAUUGUAUGGAGCAAACUCCAUCCCACACUGGUCCAUCUUAACCUGUAGUAGUUCAAUCCCAAGGUCAUCAGAGGUCAAUUAACCUUGUCAUUGUCCUGAUAGCUGGGUUAUCAUGGAUACAGCCCACACCCAGGGUUCUGACAGUGGUCAAGGGAUCGCCAAUCAGGGAGUGGAUAUUGAAGACUACCUACAUCCUCAAGGUCAAGACGUAGUGAAAAUGACCUCUGUCCAUCCUAACAAGCCAAGUACAGUGCCUGGUCUCCGAUACACAAAGAACACGAAGGCCAACAGAUUUGACUCAGGUGUGGCUGACCUUGAUGAUAUACAUGUAUCACCAGACCACCGGCAAACUGCAAAUGGCAAACAGCGCCCUUCCAGUACAGCAAAGAAUUAUGACUAUGCUGACUACGGGGGUCAUCAAUAUGAAGAACUCCCUCAUCCAAAGGCUGCAGCAGGCAGACAGACCUCUCCAGAAUCCUGCUCUGAGUACCAGUCAUCAGCAGGGACAGUCACUGCUGAAACCCCUUCUGAGUCUGGGGACACAGCAGCUAUUGUACGCAAUUCAGAUCAAAGGAAGCGCUACAACCCUCUAUACGAUACCAUGGUCGGCUCCUCUCCCAACAUUUACAACAAGGUCAAGGCCGCACAGCCGAACAAUGUUGUACAAGAAAGGCUGAGAAUGCUAAAGAUUAUCGUCAUUUUCCUCAUCCUCAUCUCCUGUCUCUCCCUCGCCAUCAGCCUCUAUAUCGUCAUUGUCUAUGCAGCAGGUCCGCUUACGAUACAAAGUCUACAAAAGGAAUUAAACAGCCUUCAUAAUAAUUACUCCGAUCUUAAUCAGAAGUUACAUUUCCUGGAGACCAUGAUGACCGGCAAUAUGUCAUUAGAAUAUUUGGAGGAGCUUGGUCAGCGUGUGUCUGAACUGAAGACAGAUACGUCAACAAAGAUACUCUCAUUAGAACAGAAUUUGCAGGAAACUAAAGAGUUGCUUCAACACAACCAGAAAAUUAUAGACAAUGUUUACGGAAAUGCCUCCCUGCAGAUCAACGCUACACAACACCAACUUUUAGCAUUCCAAUCAAACUUCACGUCCCAUUUAACAAUUAUACAGAGUGAUUUUGAAGACAAACUCAGCAUAAUUUCAAAAAUGCCAGGUCCACAGGGUCCCCCCGGUGUCGGAAACCUAUCAGCCUGUUAUAUGAGGGACUUUGAUUCCAGUUCCUCGUCCCAGACUAUUCAAACAGAUACACAGUGGGAGCCAGACAACAAUGUGCUAAAGGCAAACGUGGUGAUGUUUGUAAUGUGUGGGGUCAGAAAUGGUGUUGACCGUUACUUGGAGGUGCGGGAAUCCAGCGCAGGCGCUAACAAGUUCCAGUACCGGUGUUUGUGUUCAGGGAAAACCUCAACUUCCACCACCAGGACCUGUAUAACACAUUUCUGGCUCUGCCCCCGGGAGAGUUUUGGGGGCAGUUGAAGCGGUACGGAGUGGUCAGACAAUACCGGUUGAGAUUCGUGUAGAUAUAUUGUGCCAAAUAUAGGUACAUGUACUAUACACCCACAUGUGUCUGCGUACAGGUGCUGAAUUUGACACUGUGGCUGCUUACACUGUGCAAAAAACCUGGAUAGAUAUUCCUGUGUGUCUGCAUUAAAACAAGCUCAUAAACACAACUAAGACAAUGUCGGGUUACAGAGAUUAACCUGUCCAGUCUGAGGAUACAAGGAUUUAACUUGUCUAGUGCUACAUGUAUCUUGUCGCUACUAAGGACCAGGGCUGGGUACCUGAGGAUUGUGAGUGUCCAAUGUGAGGAAACAAGGGUUAAAUCUGGUCAAUACUACGACUACUACCUUACAACUGAGGACCAAGCAAGGUUGCCAGGAUUAUAUCUGUCAAGUACUGCAUUUAAGUGACAACUUAGGACUGAGCAAUAUUAUUGGGAUUAAAAUACCCAGUGCUGCCUGUAAGUUACAACUUAAGGCCAUGAACAUGAUUAAACCUGCCAUUUGCUGCCUUACAACUAAUGACUCUGGAUUCCAGGCCUAUAUACCUGUCUAACUAAGGACACUAGACCCAGGAUAAACCCAGUCCAGUACUAUCUAAUAGCUACACACACAGCAGGCUGUGUCAGCAACAGUAUAGUUCCAACUCAAAUUGAAAAGAACAUGUUCUCUNAU
Mizuhopecten yessoensis (Yesso scallop) is the source of this 2766-nucleotide messenger RNA. RefSeq lists its product as uncharacterized. The coding region runs from base 710 to 2068 and encodes 452 amino acids. The transcript has 11 exons. The record is from RefSeq and is a predicted model, not a curated record. NCBI's taxonomy places the organism in Eukaryota, Metazoa, Mollusca, Bivalvia, Pectinida, Pectinidae.